CUGAAACGAAUGCGUCCGGCCGGCCGGGCAGGUGUAUGCGUGUCCGGGAAACCACUGUCUUAGGAGCCAGCUGAUCCGAUCCCUUAGCUAUACACUGUCUGGAUGUCUGUGGUUGUUUGCGUCAGACAUGCAGACACACAUCUCAUCUCAUGUGUGUCCGUUCACCCUCACACCCUCUCGCUAUUUCGGCUGGCUGCUUAGCUAGCUUGUGCACUCUACUCCCACCCCGGUUGGCCGUGCCGGGCCUUAUGGCUAGGACGAGGUGGCAGCGAUGAAGAGACAGGCGGCGGCUGCCGACGACCCCACCAUGCGGGUUCGGGCAACUAGAUCUACUAUGCGCUGCACAUAGUCCACCGGCACACCCACGUUCGAUGGAUCGUACCUGACGAGACGACACCACACGACAAACACGACACACACAUCUCCUUAAUAAUUGUGGGUUGGUUGGGACGAGAUCGUAUCGUAUACUGCCCACUUGAAGAAUCCAUUGGCCCAAGACAAGUCGUCCCCCAUCGACAUGGCCACGCCCUUGGUGACCGUCACAGUGGCACCAGACACCUCAAUCGCCAUCAGCUGACGGCAGGACAGGACAGGAGAGGACAGGCACACGAUGAGGAAACACGAAACAGAGUUUCAUCGGCUCGCUCCCUUGACUCUUGCCGUCCCUGGUCGCCUCACUCACUCACCGUAUCGUCCUUGGCGUCGCCUGUCUUGAGCAGUGGCUUGAUGGCGUCGAGCCGCGCCUCCUGCAGAGCCUUGUCAGCCUUGGCCCUCCUGAUCAUACUGGUGAGCUCCACAGAGAGGGCCUCAGGGUCUCUCUGCUGGUGGGAAAGCUGGGGGGCGGGUGGCGGUGGGUGGGGGUGGCCCUGUGUCUGUGUGGGGGGAGGCGGUCCGAUGGGCCCGGGAUACCAGUUGGUGGCCGGAUCCCACAGCAACAGCCGUGCCCAAUACCUGACACACAGGUCGAGUCGAGUCGAUGCACCCAGCACAGCACAACACAACACAAGGCGACACAGAGAGAGGAGCCGUUGUCGUUGGGUUCUGUGUGGUGCAUUGCAUUCGCUCUCACCAAUAUGGAGCGUCGUUCUCUCUGGACGGAGGCAGCGCCACCUUGUCGGUCUGCUCGGCCACGUAGAGCCCCAGCUGGCCAUCUAGCCUGACAGAUAGAUAAAAGAUAUAUACAUCCAGGCGGCACGAUCACCAUUAGACACACAGCCAGAGCCAAAGCCGCAGUGUUCCUCCUCCCUCUCCUCUCACCAUUUGAACACUGGGGGAUAUAUUUGGAGGAAAAUCCUCCCGUGUUGAUCCCGGAGAAAGGCCUGGUCAAAUCGGCCAGAAAAGAGCAGCGCCAUGACAGACCCCUUGGCCGCGCAGAGGGUGGACCGCCGGGCCCGGAAAAACUCUCCGCUGAGGCUGAACUCCAAUAUCUCCCUCAUGCACUCCGCCUGGCACAACACAACACAUGAAGUGAAGAUGGACCCAAAGGUUCCCUUGCCCUGUUCUGCCUUCCUGUGUGAGCCCGUCGCCAUACCGAAGGCUCCGUCAAAUCGCCAGUGCCGCCCAUCGCUUGCUCUUUCGCAAUCAGCUCAUCCUUGAUCUCCCGCAGCCUCUCCUUCACCACAUCGCACUGCUCCAUGCUCACAUCGAGAUGGUCACCACGCUCACCACUGGCAGGACAGUCACUGACAGGCGGCUGCUUGGGCGUGCCGCCUUCGUUGGCUGCAUCACCAGGAGGAGGACCACUCGAGCUGGAGCUCAUGGCGCAACCCCUCCUACCUCCUUCGACCUUCAUGAGGGUCCCCGGCUGGUUUCUGCCUUCAUCGCAGCUUUUGCGAGUUUGGUGC
This is a messenger RNA of Vitrella brassicaformis, 1844 nucleotides long. Lineage: Eukaryota; Vitrellaceae. The record is from the annotation of a GenBank genome assembly.